This is a messenger RNA of Oncorhynchus tshawytscha (Chinook salmon), 2406 nucleotides long. It is a transcript of the gene gbe1b, whose product is annotated as glucan (1,4-alpha-), branching enzyme 1b. Gene Ontology annotation, biological process: glycogen biosynthetic process. The record is from RefSeq and is a predicted model, not a curated record. Gene Ontology annotation, molecular function: hydrolase activity, hydrolyzing O-glycosyl compounds; 1,4-alpha-glucan branching enzyme activity; cation binding. NCBI's taxonomy places the organism in Eukaryota, Metazoa, Chordata, Actinopteri, Salmoniformes, Salmonidae. The transcript has 16 exons. Gene Ontology annotation, cellular component: cytoplasm. The coding region runs from base 206 to 2275 and encodes 689 amino acids.
CAUCAUCAUUAUUUGAUUUGAUAUUAUUGGAGUGGAUCGGGGUGAUAAAGUUGGUAUUGUGAUAGGCUGGGGCGGAUUAGAAUGACCCUGAUUCGCUGUUGUCUCUGAACCCUUUCUGGUACGUAACAAAGGCUCAGCGGUGACUGUCACUUGUGUUCUACCAGCUGCGACACUCGGUGCUCGAUUGCUUUCGACUGCAAGGACCAUGGCGGAUACAUGGGAUAAUGUUACAAUUCCUGAGUUCAACUCCCUUCUUCAAAUGGAUCCCUACCUCAAACAGUACGAAAAGGACUUCAGGAGGAGGUAUGGGCUGUUUGAGAAGCGUCUGUUCCUCCUGGAGGAGGCAGAAGGGGGCUUUGAUCAGUUCACUAGAAGCUACAGGACCUUUGGCGUGAACCGCAUGGCUGACAACAGACUGGUGUUGAGGGAGUGGGCCCCAGCCGCGGAGGCCCUGUUCCUUACUGGAGACUUCAAUGGUUGGGACAACUUCUCUCACCCGUACGAGAAGAAAGAGUUUGGAAAAUGGGAACUGUGUCUGCCCCCCAAGCAUGACAACUCACCAGCCAUCGAACACAACACCAAACUCAAGGUUGUGGUCCACACUAAGAAAGGGGAGCGUCUGUACCGCAUUUCACCUUGGGCCAAGUACGCCAUCCAGUCCGAGAAACAAGUCAUCUAUGACUGGGUCCACUGGGACCCUCCUCAACCUUAUCUACACAUCCACCCUCGCCCCAAGAAGCCCCAGAGUUUACGGAUCUACGAGUCCCACGUGGGCAUCGCCUCACCUGAUCCUAAAGUCGCCUCCUACACCAACUUCACAACCAAUGUCCUGCCUCGAAUAAAAGACUUGGGGUACAACUGUAUUCAGCUGAUGGCUGUCAUGGAGCAUGCAUACUAUGCCAGCUUUGGUUAUCAAGUCACAAGCUUCUUUGCUGCAUCCAGUCGUUACGGGACACCAGAGGAGUUGAAGCAGCUGAUUGACACCGCCCACUCCCUGGACAUCGUCGUCCUAUUGGACGUGGUCCAUAGCCACGCCUCCCAGAACACGGAGGAUGGGCUGAACUCUUUUGAUGGCUCUGACUCCUGCUUCUUCCACUCCCCUCCGCGCGGGGAGCAUGCUCUCUGGGGCAGCCGCCUCUUCAACUACUCCAGCUGGGAGGUGCUGAGGUUCCUGCUGUCUAACCUGCGUUGGUGGAUGGAGGAGUAUCGUUUUGAUGGCUUCAGGUUCGAUGGGGUGACGUCCAUGAUGUACCAUCACCAUGGCAUUGGCAGUAUGUUUUCAGGAGACUACUCUGAGUACUUUGGUCUUCAGGUGGAUGAAGAUUCCUUGGUCUAUCUGAUGACAGCUAAUCAUGUCCUGCACACCCUGUAUCCUGACUGCAUCACCAUCGCAGAGGACGUAUCAGGGAUGCCAGCUGUGUGCCGGUCCGUGGCAGAGGGAGGGUUGGGCUUCGACUACCGUCUUGCCAUGGCCAUUCCAGAUAAAUGGAUCCAGAUUCUGAAGGAGUUAGCAGACGAGGCCUGGGACAUGGGUAACAUUGUCUACACUCUGACAAACAGACGAUACGGAGAGAACUGCAUCGCGUACGCAGAGAGCCACGACCAGUCUCUGGUAGGUGAUAAGUCCCUGGCCUUCUGGCUGAUGGAUAAAGAGAUGUACACCAACAUGAGUUCCCUGAUCCCCAUGACUCCCGUCAUCGACCGAGGCAUCCAGCUACAUAAGAUGAUCCGCCUCCUCACACACGCUCUGGGGGGAGAAGGCUACCUCAACUUCAUGGGUAAUGAGUUCGGCCACCCAGAGUGGCUGGACUUCCCUAGGAAGGGUAAUAAUGAGAGUUAUCACUACGCCAGGCGUCAGUACAACCUGCUGGACACUGACCACCUCCGUUACAGACAGCUCUAUGACUUUGACCGGGACAUGAACCGUACCGAGGACAAGUACGGCUGGCUGGCUGCACCACCGGCGUUUGUGAGUGCCAAGCACGAGGGAGACAAGGUGAUAGUGUUCGAGAGAGGCAACGUGCUGUUUCUGUUGAACUUCCACCCAACCAGGAGCCAGACCAACUACAGGGUGGCUGUGGCCUCGCCUGGGAAAUACACCAUCAAGCUGGACAGUGAUGAGGUGCAGUACGGAGGCCAUGGCAGACUGGACCACAACACAGAGUUUUUUACUGAACCACAGCCCUUCAACGAGAGAGAGAACUCUAUGCUGGUGUACAUCCCCUGCAGGACAGCUCUGAUCCUGGGUAAUGACGACACCGAGUCCUGUUAUUAGAGCUCUGCUACGACUGACGCUCGCUACCAGCAGAAACAGACGCCCAGCUGGCGCCAACCUCAAGUGUUAUCAACCAAUCACUGUCUGUUUUUUUUUUUUUUUCAGUGUCAACCAACCAUACGCCACUAAUG